Morchella sextelata is the source of this 906-nucleotide messenger RNA. RefSeq lists its product as uncharacterized. The transcript is spliced from 3 exons. NCBI's taxonomy places the organism in Eukaryota, Fungi, Ascomycota, Pezizomycetes, Pezizales, Morchellaceae. Bases 1 to 906 code for a protein of 301 amino acids. The record is from RefSeq and is a predicted model, not a curated record.
AUGACUUCGAUUUCGCCCACGUUGACCCGUAAACAAACGUUCCCCCGUGUACCUAAUGCCUACAGCUUCCCAAGAACCUCACCUAAUGCUUGGUUAGAACGGUCACCCGAUCCGGAAUAUAGAUCACGCACACCAUCGCCACUUGAGAACUCCGUCACUGCUGAGUAUGGCGAGGGUGUUAGGACGGUGGCCGCACCCGCCGCCGUCAUCCCUCCUACCAUCGGUACACCCUCGAUUACUAGCGCGGAAGACGCCAAAUCACCCAAUGGAGUUAUCUUUCCACCGAUGGUCGGGAAUGUGGAAGACAAUAGGUAUAGCACACCGCCUGUUGCCUCCACCGCUUGCUCUAUACUCCUCUGUAUCCACUCCGCCCAGAUGCGCACUGCCAAGAACUAUCGUGUAGCGGUCUUUCGAAGCCAUCCGAAUAUGGAAAACACAACCGAUAAAGAAUUGUUUCUGGAGUUCAAACGAACAUACAACGUAGAAUUGCGGUCAUUUUGGCAGCGAUUCUUCUCUCUUAGAGGACUCAAGUACAUCGGAGUUAUAGAGUACACACAACCUGAAUCUCCAGCUCUUUUACAGCUCGAUGCAGCCUCACGAAACUCUAUUCUCCACGCAUUCAACAAACCUCAUAAGAUAUCCACAACGAACGAUUGGGUUGAUUGGAUUUUCAGGAUCAAAGGAUUGUCGCCGAAUCGCUAUGGGCUAGAGUUUGUGCAGGGCUGGGAUGGUCGUAAAAUAGUGAUACUAGCAGCAGUACCAUGGAUUGGCAGUGUCAUCACAGCAUUCUUAUGGAGUGCGCUUACUGGAGAUGUGCAGACUGCCAUGGCUGUAGCCAGCUACAUCUUGACCGCAAGCGGAGGUAUUUUGGCGUUACUAGGUAUAAUAAGCACUUUGGAAGGUUAA